AGGCUACCGGCGGCCCCGCGCGGCGCGGCGCUGUAGGCUGCGCGCGGCGCCGGUAGGAGCGCGCGGGAGCCGCCACAGCGGGACCGGGAGCGGGACCGGGAGCGGGAGGGGGUCCGGGGCCACCCGCCGCCACGUGCCGCCCGCACCAUGGAGCUGGAGGAGCUGGGCAUCCGGGAGGAGUGCGGCGUGUUCGGCUGCAUCGCCUCCGGCGUGUGGCCGACGGAGCUGGACGUGCCCCAUGUGAUCACGCUGGGGCUGGUGGGGCUGCAGCACAGGGGCCAGGAGAGUGCUGGAAUUGUGACAAGUGAUGGAGAGUCAUCCCAGGCAUUCAAAGUGCACAAGGGAAUGGGUCUUAUAAAUCAUGUCUUCAAUGCAGACAGCCUGAAGAAGCUCUACGUUUCAAACCUCGGUAUUGGGCACACGAGGUACUCCACCUCGGGAAUUUCUGAGCUGCAGAACUGCCAGCCUUUUGUCGUAGAAACUCUUCAUGGGAAGAUCGCUGUGGCACACAACGGGGAGCUAACAAAUGCUGUACAACUCAGGAGGAAGCUUAUGCGGCAUGGUGUAGGACUGUCGACCAGUUCUGACAGUGAACUGAUCACCCAGUUGCUGGCUUUCACACCUCCUCUAGAAAAUGAUGAUACAGCUGACUGGGUAGCAAGAAUAAAAAAUUUAAUGAAUGAAACUCCAACUUCAUAUUCAUUGCUAAUUAUGCACAAAGACAUAAUCUAUGCAGUACGUGAUCCAUAUGGGAAUCGCCCACUCUGCAUUGGUCGCCUUAUUCCAGUAGGGGACAUGAAUGGAAAAGGAAAAGAUAACAGUGAGACAGAAGGAUGGGUAGUCUCUUCUGAAUCCUGUAGCUUUUUGUCUAUUGGUGCAGAGUACUAUCGUGAGGUCCUUCCUGGAGAGAUUGUGAAAAUAUCCAGAUAUGAUGUCCAGACGCUGGAUGUUGUACCAAGACCUGAAGGAGAUCCAUCAGCGUUCUGCAUCUUUGAAUAUGUUUAUUUUGCAAGACCAGACAGUAUUUUUGAAGGUCAGAUGGUGUAUUCAGUCAGGAGAAGAUGCGGGCAGCAGCUUGCUAUUGAAGCACCCGUGGAAGCAGACCUGGUCAGCACUGUUCCAGAGUCUGCCACCCCAGCAGCUCUUGGUUAUGCUCAAAAGUGUGGACUACCGUAUGUUGAAGUACUUUGUAAAAAUCGAUAUGUAGGAAGAACAUUUAUCCAGCCAAACAUGAGGUUGCGGCAACUUGGUGUUGCAAAGAAGUUUGGUGUGCUGUCUGAUAAUUUUAAAGGCAAGCGAGUUGUUAUCAUUGAUGAUUCAAUUGUGAGGGGCAAUACAAUCUCACCCAUAAUAAAACUACUGAGAGAAUCAGGAGCCAAAGAGGUGCACAUCCGUGUGGCUUCACCUCCCAUAAGAUUUCCUUGUUACAUGGGAAUAAACAUUCCAACUAAAGAAGAACUCAUUGCCAACAGACCUGAAUUUCAUGAUCUUGCAAACUAUAUAGGAGCAGACAGUGUUGUCUAUCUUUCUGUGGAAGGGCUGGUGUCAUCUGUGCAAGAAAGCAUCAAAGCAAGGCAAGAGAAUGAGAACAGCCUUAAAACCCAGAAGUCGCGUGUCGGAAAGAUCGGUCAUUGCACAGCAUGUCUCACUGGAGAGUAUCCCGUAGAGCUAGAAUGGUGAACGGACAUGAGCCGAUCUGCUGUUGAAUGUACCUUUCUCAGAGAUGCCUUCUUGCUAAUAGUCUUCUCACAUUUAGGUAAUAUGGAAAGCUUAUUACAGCUAACUAACUACUGUUACUAAAACAGAUCUUUACGGUAAAGACUUACAGAAAGUCCAGUGUGCAGAUGAAAACAAUGUAAGCGGAAUAAAAUACAGAAUCAUAUUUUUGGUGCACAGUUGUGCCUUCUAUUUUCUCAUACAAUACUGUAAAAACCAAAGUUUUUUUUAAUUAUGUGGCAGUCCCAGAGUUAUUUCGGUCUUGCCCCAAAAGAUAUCCGUUAGGCUUGUUCACAAUUACUUUGUCAUUUCCAAUUAUCAAAGUAUUAAUGCAAAAGUAUGUGAAGUUUGCUUUUCUCCUUAGGACAAAUACUAGAUUCUGAAGAAUCAAAUUGCUUCCUUAGCAGUUCUUGCUUAGGAUUUUUAAGAACAGAAGUACCUAACUUUUGCAUAGCUAAACAGCCUUUAUUCAUCAAGCCCUUUGUAACAGAUUGAUUCUAUAAGCAUAAUGUCUAACAUAUGAUUUUAAAAAAUGAAGACUCAGGGAAAUGCUCAGCCAAAAGCUCUCUAGUUUUAUAACUUUAAUUUUUUUUUUGAAGUCUAGUGUAAUUACAUUAUCUUCAUGUGCUUUUAUCAGUUGCCAACAGGAUGUGGAAGGAGAAAAAAUACUUGGCACUGCCAUUUUUUUUCUGUUUUACAUCUUGUUUUCUCCAGAGUAAGUCCUGACAAUUAGUGUGCUUUUCAUAUGUCAACAUCCAAAGUAAACUGAAAAACUAACUUUUCAUUCUCAACAGUAAAAAUGAUAUAGCAACUAAAGAUUAUGAGCUGUUUUAGGUAUAGCUUUAUUUUACAAAAUUACUGCUGUUACAAUAAAUGUAGUAUUUUUUUCUUUUUUAAAAUAAGAGUUCUGAAAAACCAUAAGGUAUUGAAUGCAUUGUAUUUUUUAACUGGUCAUAAUUAGAUGGCUACUUGUAUACAUGAAGAUCACUUGGACAAUGAACCACUAGCUGAAAAUGGGAAAGCACCUUCUGAAAACUAUUGCAAAUUUACGCACAAGUGUAGAAGUAUUUUGUAUACCUCAUUUCUUUUCACUGAAUACAAGCAACUUAAUUUUAGAUUUUCUAUUUAAUAUUGUGUAUUUUGGCCUUAAAAUUGUUUGUGACACUGUUAAAAAAAGAAAAAAAAAAGUUUUUAAGAACUUUUUCCUUCCCCAUCAUUUUUCAUAUAGUGGAAAAUUUCAGCACUGGUGAUUAAAUUCAAAAGGGAGCUUUCUUACGUGGGAUUUGUGGCAAUUGUGCCUUACAGAUGAUCGCAACACAAAAGUCCCAAUUCAAGAAAGCAUGCUAAUACAUUUAACGAAGUCAAGACUGUGCCAUGUGCAGUGGAGCCAGAACCUACUUGUAGUCAAGCCUAUGGGAGAAUCUAAAUUUUCAUGAGCAAUGGGCUCUUACUAUGUGUUCUUCACUAAAGCCCAGAUCUACGCAUUGGGAGAUGUAGUGGAUCUCUUCUAAUUAGCAAGUUUGUUUGUUUAACAGAAGUAACAGUUCAUUUGGACAGUAAAUUGAGCAAAAAAAGAACAGCGUGGAAUCAUGCUGACUGCCCCCUCUUCCAGAUUAACCAGGGAGGAGUGGGAGAAAACAGAAAAAAAUAUCAUUAAAAUUUUUCACCUUUCUUCUUUCCUUCCCUCAAAAAAGCAAUAAUCAUUAAAAGAAGGGAUAGUUCAAGCUCAAUAGGUUAUAGAUAUGUGUGAGGAGCCCUUUCUGCUUAAGAUAAACACGUACAGUUUAACAAGGUUGCAAGCACAGAAAUCUAUCAAUUAAUCUGAAAUUGUUUAUAGAAGAGACUGUAAAUCAAACUUGUGCAAAUACUCUUUUUAACAUGUUUUCAACAAAAGGCAUUUUUGAAAUCUAGUAAUAAUUGCUUAAAUGUGAUUUGAGCAUUAGGUGGCAUAAUUGUGAUUUCAAUAAAAUUAGUUCUAACGCCUUUUUUCCCCCUCUAUGUUAUGCAUAUGAAAUUACAAGGUCUGCUACUGUAAACACUGUAAUUUUUAGAUACACUACAUGCCUAUCUUUAGUACAUAUUUUUCCAAACCUUAAGUUAAAGGGGACAUACUUUUCAAGUGUCAUUUUAUUCUCUGACAGCUGGACUUAUGCUCCAGGUUACCAAGCCUUUUUUUACCACAUAGAGCAGACACACACAUGCAAUGAGGAUGUUGAGGGCGCAAACUGGUUUUAAGUGUCACUAUUUGUAUUGUUUUUAAUGUUCUACUGUGAAACUGUUUCUGCUGUAUUACCAAUGUGCAACUGUGCCAAAUUAUCAUUUACAAAAUGUGACAAAGUAGAAAGCUAAUAUCUGAGUUCUCCCAUGUGUAAUAUUAAAAAUGGUUAUGAACUGGUCA
Molecule: messenger RNA, 4114 nt
Organism: Falco peregrinus (peregrine falcon)
Lineage: Eukaryota; Metazoa; Chordata; Aves; Falconiformes; Falconidae
Gene: PPAT
Product: phosphoribosyl pyrophosphate amidotransferase
Exons: 11
Coding region: 148-1680 (510 amino acids)
Biological process (GO): purine nucleobase biosynthetic process; purine nucleotide biosynthetic process
Molecular function (GO): amidophosphoribosyltransferase activity
Source: RefSeq, a predicted model, not a curated record